Ilyonectria robusta is the source of this 426-nucleotide messenger RNA. RefSeq lists its product as uncharacterized. The annotation marks the transcript as partial. The record is from RefSeq and is a predicted model, not a curated record. The transcript is spliced from 2 exons. Lineage: Eukaryota; Fungi; Ascomycota; Sordariomycetes; Hypocreales; Nectriaceae.
GAGAUCGAAUCGUUCGACACUCAUCGUGUCGACGAAGCCAAUGCGACAGUAGAUUUCUUGACUUGGGAGCCCGAAUGGAGCCUCCAGUAUCAAGUGCCCAAGCUUAUUUACAAGUACUGGGACAGUGUCGAUAGACGUGAUACUGCCACUGGCCUGGAUGUGUAUCACGUCUUCCGCGUCCUCAAGCGGGCUACGCCGCCCCAGGUCAAGAAGAAGGACUUUAGGUACCAGGUUCAGUGGGUGGGUUAUCAUCGUAGCGAGUCAACUUGGGAGUAUGAGAGCAAACUCGCGCAGAUUGCGCCGGAAGAGCUUAUCAAGUUCCACGCCAAGAACGGGUGUACUCCAGAGGCUCCGGCCCAGAAGCCCAAGCGGGGGAUUGCUCGGGGUUCUGGGAAUCCCAGGAAGAAGGCUAAGGUUGAUGAUUAG